Messenger RNA from Mirounga angustirostris (Northern elephant seal), 4278 nucleotides. It is a transcript of the gene RECQL4, whose product is annotated as RecQ like helicase 4. The coding region runs from base 269 to 4063 and encodes 1264 amino acids. Gene Ontology annotation, biological process: telomere maintenance; DNA replication; double-strand break repair via homologous recombination. Gene Ontology annotation, cellular component: cytoplasm; chromosome; nucleus. Gene Ontology annotation, molecular function: nucleic acid binding; four-way junction helicase activity; 3'-5' DNA helicase activity. NCBI's taxonomy places the organism in Eukaryota, Metazoa, Chordata, Mammalia, Carnivora, Phocidae. The record is from RefSeq and is a predicted model, not a curated record. The transcript has 21 exons.
GGCGGCCCGCGCUCACCAGCCCCACAGCCGCUGCCACCGCCACCGGCCCCGCCUCACCGCCCGCGGCGCCCCGCCCGGCGCCUCCGCGCGCCGCGAUGACGUAGACGCCACCCAUUGGCCGCCCCACUAGAGCCCCACUGAUUGGCUGUCCUGCUGGCGGCUGCCGAGCCGCCCCGCCUCCGACCCUGCCGUGUGCCCCCAUUGGCCGGCAGCCGGCGUCGCCCUCGCGGCGGGAGAUUCACGGGGCCCGGAACCCCGGGCCAGCGCCAUGGAGCGGCUGCGGGACGUGCGGGAGCGGCUGCAGGAUUGGGAGCGCGCGUUCCGGAGGCGGUGCGGGCGGCGGCCGGGCCAGGAGGACGUGGAGGCGGCGCCGGAGGAGACCCGCGCGCUCUACCGGGAGUAUCGCGCCCUGAAGGGGGCCCUGGGCCGGGCCGGCGGCAUCGGACCUCGCAGCCCCAAGCAGUCGCUUCUCGCGACGGCGGAGGAGAGGCCGGAGCCCAGCUGCUGGGGGCCGCACUUGAAUCGAGCUGCGACCCAGAGUCCACAUUCUAGUCUUUCUGGGCCAAGUCCUGUGGGGUCUGUGCCAGACUACGGGAAGAGGCUUAAGACCAACCUAAAGGCCACCCUGCAGGCUGGGCCAGCCCUGGGCCGCAUACCCCGGCCUCCACGAAGACCCUCCUCCAAGACGCCCUCCCCGGGGCCACCAGGUGCAGGGGCUGCCCCCAUCUCUCCAGAAGAAGUCAGUGAGGUGCCCCUGCAGCCUCGUGGGCCCCGGCUGAGGCCAGGCCGCCUCCAGCAGCUACGGGCAUCCCUGAGUCUACGACUGAGCUCCCUAGAUCCUGACUGGCUACAGAGAUGUCACAGCGGGGCCCCAGAUUUCCUGGGGGCUGCCCAGGCCUGCCAGCCUAACCUGGGCGUAGAGGGGUCACAGCCUUUGACUUCAGGUGUGCCAUCAGUCCUUGGUCACAACACUGGCCCUGAGACUCGAGCCCUACAGACGGGUGGAGUUACAGGGAGCCCCCAACCCGGCAACAGUCGAGGCAAGAAGUGGAGAUGCGGGAGGGAACCAGAAGGGAACCCUGCACAGGCCCAGCAGGACAGUGGCCAAGCAGGACCUCUGCCUGAAGAAGCUGGCGCUGCGGGACAUGCAGAAGACGGUCCAGGAGAACCCCUGUGGGUACAGCCCGCCAGUGGCCCCACAGCCCCCAGACCAGCUAACCAAAGCGGAGGUAAUUACGUACGACUGAACAUGAAGCAGAAACGCUACGUGCGGGGCCCAGCGCUCCGUGGCAGGCUGCUCCGCAAGCAGAUGUGGAAGCAGAAGUGGCAGAAGAAAGGGGAGCAUUUUGGAGGUGGUCAGCCCAGAGCCACAGUCAGGAACUCUUGCUUCCGGUGUGGGCAGCUAGGCCGCUCGUCAUCCCAGUGCCCCCAACCAGAGCCUACUCCGGGCCCCCGGAAGAGCAGUAAGAACGAAGAGGACGUGCAGACCCAGCUCACCUUGGAGGAAGUAGUCCAGAGGACAGGCACUGCCAGUUCUCAGCUCCCUGUAAGUGAGAAAGAUACAGAGCCCACUGGGCCUGAGCUGUUGGUGACCAUGGAGCGGUCUGUGCCCCAGGCGCACUGCCCACCCCCCUGUGUGCCACCACUCUACCCACCAGGGCCCUCGGGGCAGGUGGCAGAGACACCAGCUGAGGUGUUCCAGGCCCUAGAGCAGCUGGGGCACCGAGCCUUCCGCCCCGGGCAGGAGCGUGUAGUCAUGCGGAUCCUUUCUGGCAUGUCCACGCUGCUGGUGUUGCCCACAGGUGCUGGCAAGUCCCUUUGCUACCAGCUCCCUGCGCUGCUUUACGCCCGGCGGAGCCCCUGCCUCACGCUGGUCAUCUCUCCCCUCCUGUCUCUCAUGGACGACCAGGUGUCUGGCCUGCCCCCGUGCCUGAAGGCAGUGUGCAUCCAUUCAGGCAUGACCAGGAAGCAGCGGGAGUCUGCCUUGAAGAAGGUUCAGGCGGCCCAGGUGCAUGUGCUGAUGCUGUCACCCGAGGCGCUGGUUGGGGCUGGGGCAGGGACCCCUGGCCGCCUCCCUCAGCUGCCUCCGGUCGCCUUUGCCUGUGUCGAUGAGGCCCACUGCCUUUCCCAGUGGUCCCACAACUUCCGGCCCUGCUACUUGCGCGUCUGCAAGGUGCUGCGGGAACACAUGGGCGUGCGCUGCUUCCUGGGCCUCACGGCCACGGCCACACGCAGCACCUCGAGGGAUGUGGCCCGGCAUCUAGGCGUGGCCGAGGAGCUUGUCCUCAGAGGGCCGGUCACCAUCCCCACCAACCUGCACCUCUCUGUGUCCAUGGACAGGGACCCAGACCAGGCUUUGGUGACACUGCUGCGGAGUGAUCGUUUCCGUGCUCUGAGCUCCGUCAUCGUGUACUGCAACAGACGCGAGGACACAGAGCGUGUCGCCGCCCUGCUCCGCACCUGCCUGCCUGAGGCCCGGGACCUGGGGCCCCAAGGUGAGGUCAGCGGGGUCGUGCCCCGCGGGAGCUGCCUCAGGAACACAGUCUACCCAACCAUCUGUGUCUUCCCCGCAGGCCGGGCCCCCAAGGCUGUAGCCGAAGCCUACCACGCCGGCAUGUGUGGCCGGGAGCGGCGGCGGGUGCAGCAGGCCUUCAUGGACGGCCAGCUGCGGGUGGUGGUGGCCACGGUGGCCUUCGGGAUGGGGCUGGACCGGCCAGACGUGCGGGCCGUGCUGCACCUGGGGCUGCCCGCGAGCUUCGAGAGCUACGUGCAGGCUGUGGGCCGGGCCGGGCGUGACGGCCAGCCGGCGCACUGCCACCUCUUCCUACAAGCCCAGGUUCUUCCCUGCCCCGCUCGAGCCCACCCCUCCCCCCACCACACACACCCCAGCCGCUCCUUCACGGCCGCCGUGUCGCAGGGCCAGGACCUGCGGGAGCUGCGGAGACACGUGCAUGCCGACGCCACCGACUUUCUCGCCGUGAAGAAACUGGUCCAGUGCUCGUUCCCACCCUGUACCUGCACCAGUGCCCACGCCCAGCGGCCCCCAGAGCAGGACGGAGCCGAGAGCCAGGACAGGCCCGUGGCCACGUCCCUGAGGGAGGCCGAGCAACCCAACAUCGAGUGCACAGCCCGGUGCCCGGGCCACGAGCGGGCGCUCCCAGUGCAGCCGUUGGUGCAGGCCCUGGACAUGCCUGAGGAGGCCAUCGAGACCCUGCUGUGCUACCUGGAGCUCCACCCACGGCGUUGGCUGGAACUGCUGACGCCCACCUGCGCCCGCUGUCGCCUGCACUGCCCUGGGGGCCCCCCCCAGCUCCAGGCCCUGGCCCACAGGUGUCCCCUCCUGGCUGUGUGUCUGGCCCAGCAGCCACCGCAGAACACAGGAGGGGGAAGCUGUUCCGUCGAGGUCGACGUGCUGCAGCUGGCCGGCUCAGCGGGCUGGAAGCUGGCCUCUGUAGAGCACGCUCUCCGCCAGCUGCAGUGGGAGCCAGAGCCCGCGACAGGUGCACCUCGGGGCACGGGGGUGCUGGUGGAGUUCCGGGAGCUUGUCUUCUGUCUGCGCAGUCCUGGAGACCUGACGGCCCAUGAGCGGGACCAGAUCUGUGACUUCCUGUACCGCCAAGUACAAGCCCGAGAGCAGGAGGCUCUGGCCCGCCUGCGCCACACCUUCCAGGCCUUUCACAGCGUCGCCUUCCCCAGCUGCGGGCCCUGCUUGGAGCAGCCUGAUGAGGAGCGCAGCGCGAGGCUCAAGGCCCUGCUCAGCUGCUACUUCGAGGAAGAGGGUUCAGGGAGCAUAGAAGAGCAGCGGGGCCCAGAGCCAGGACAGGCUGGGAUCCAGGACUGGGAGGACCAGAUUCGCCAGGACGUCCGCCACCUUCUGUCCUCAUGGCCAGACCAGCAGUUCUCGGGCAGGGCUGUGGCCCGUAUCUUCCACGGCAUCGGAAGCCCCUGCUACCCAGCGCAGGUGUAUGGGCGGGACCGGCGCUUCUGGAGAAGAUACCUGCAUCUGAGCUUCCCUGCCCUGAUGCGCUUAGCCACAGAGGAGAUCCUGCGGUGGGGCCACUGACCACCCUGCCGUGGGCGGGCCCUGCUCCCCCACAUCACGGACAGGCAUGCACAGGGGGCCGCGUGGCCACAGUACGGAGGGAAUCAGGUGUGGCAUUGCGUCAGGGAAAAGGGACAUCGAUGGCCAUGACGACUGACUACCCUGGGCACGGCCCACCACCGGAAAUGUGGGGGCAAGGAAGCCCCCAAAUGCAGAAUAAAAAAUGCUCAAGUCAC